CCCCCAAUGAACCCCCAAACCCACCCCACCAGCACAAGCAACCCAACCAACCAACAACCCACCAGUAACCAUCACCAGACUGGUAGUGGACNACCACUCAAUUCACCAUCACACCACCNCAGUAUACGUGCAGGUAAACGCGACCAUUCAACCACAAAUACAAAUAACGAUGGAUCCUAAUGCUCAACCUACGAGUAAUUCAACAAAUCAAUCAACAACAACAAACCAAUCAUCAACAACAACAACAACAACAAACCAAACAAGUGGAUCAACACACCAAGCUGAUGUUCACGUGAUUCAGAUGAACAUGCAAACUCCUAACCCUUCGCAAAUAUCUGGACAGUUACCUAAUAUACCAGGUCUCCCACAAGAUGUUUUGUCGAAUAUUUUUCAAACUGUUGCUCAGCAAGUUCAACAACAGACUGGUGGAGGGUUGCCAGGUGGUCAUGGACAUGGUAUGGUGGUUGUACAAGGCCCUCCUGGUGGUCCGAACCAAAUACAAAAUGACAUCAGUGAUAUAAUUGGACAAGGAAUGAUGAAUGCAGUGAAUCAACAUAUGCAGAAUGUGAAUCCACCAUCCAACUUCACCACCAACUUCACUACUUCCAGUGUUUCCCAAACCAUGCCUUCCACAGCCACAAGCAAUGUUACACCAACACCAACGGUAACCACUGCUGCACAAACCGAAACAACCAAUGAACCAACACCACCAGUUCAACCAACAGAAGAAGUCCCACGGAUUGCAAAUGAGUUGCUUUCUAAUGGAAAUUUUGGGUCGCGACCUUUACCCUCUCACCCCACUACCACGUCGCGCCCCACACCAACCCAACCUAUUACAACUGUGAGAUCUACUUCACGACCCCCCCGCCCACAAACAAGGGCCGUACCAACACCAACCCCUACCCCACCAAUGCCCCCGAGUGGUGGCCCGUCACUUUUCUCGCAACUAUUUGCAAGUUUUGGAAUGAUAGGAGGACAAAGCGUGAUGGGUAUAUUUCGUCCACUGGUUGAAUCUAUGAGUGACGUCACUCCGCGUGAUAUGAUGGGUAUCAUGACAAACAGCUCACGUACACUCGCUGGUUUGCAACAAAACUUACGAAGAAAUCUCUGUCAAACUUAUUUCGGUGGCAGAACUAGGAAUCCAACGUAUGAUGAAAUUGAGACCUGCACAGAACGAUCGUCUGAAGAAUUACGUACCAGUUUCAAAUCCUUGUUUGAUGGAGCGCAAGUAUCACCUGAUGUAGACGUGGUGGAAUCCAAUCUAUCAUUAUAUAGACACACCAUGAGGAAGAUAAUUCAUCUUACGUUUAAUGGAGAAGAAUCAAAUUUUCAAGACAACCUUAUGAGGCAUCUGGAAAACAUGUUUUGUAUUUUUAUUCGAAUGAACGAAAGUAUUUUGCGCGGGAAACGACCGGCACUUGUUGAUCAUCUGUUGAAGUUUAUGGGCUCUGGUGGUGGAUUUUUUAGCUUGGUGAUGGGUUCUGUUGAAGGAGGCAAUCCACUUGAUCCAAUGAUCAACAUGGCUGUACAGCACUGCCAGAUCACACAGGAACAAAUUGAUCAAUUUGUUAUGAAUCCUAAACCUCAAACUACUCAGGCAGAUAACAUGGAUGACACGGCCUCAGGAUUGAUGGUGGCAUCCGAUGACGUGGUGGAUGGUCCUCGGAUCGAGAUGGAUGAUGUUGUUGCAAGUGAUGAGGAUGGCAAGAAAAACGAAGCCUCGGGUAGUGAGGAUUGGAAGUUGAGCGUUCCACAGGAGUGGGUGGAUACAAUAUCAAGCGAUAUUGAGAAACAGAAAUCAAUCACACCACAACCUCCAUUCAGUGAAGCUUACCUGGCUGGUAUGCCUGCAAGCAAGAGAAGAAAAGUUGGAAAAACCGAAUAAGUUUUCCAGCAUUUUAUGAAAAGUCAGAAAACAUCAACUUCUAUGUGUGAAAUGUUGGCGUGUUUUUUUAUUUCCUGUUCUUUCUGCAUGUAUGCUUAAUUAGUGCUGGUGUAAAUAGUAAAGUGACUUCUUGAAUUGAUUUUUAGAAUAUGGUUGAUUAAUUUUUAUUGUUCAUACCAUAAGUCUUGAAAUUUUGAUAACUAAUUUGUGUAUUUGAUGUUGUUUUGACGUCUUUUAAUACAAUGUUAGAACAAUAAAUGAGAAAUGAUAUUUU
Molecule: messenger RNA, 2159 nt
Organism: Ciona intestinalis (vase tunicate)
Lineage: Eukaryota; Metazoa; Chordata; Ascidiacea; Phlebobranchia; Cionidae
Source: RefSeq, a predicted model, not a curated record